Strongylocentrotus purpuratus (purple sea urchin) is the source of this 874-nucleotide messenger RNA. Its product is annotated as ganglioside-induced differentiation-associated protein 1. The record is from RefSeq and is a predicted model, not a curated record. The transcript is spliced from 5 exons. Gene Ontology annotation, biological process: mitochondrial fusion; mitochondrial fission. NCBI's taxonomy places the organism in Eukaryota, Metazoa, Echinodermata, Echinoidea, Camarodonta, Strongylocentrotidae. The coding region runs from base 20 to 862 and encodes 280 amino acids. Gene Ontology annotation, cellular component: mitochondrial outer membrane.
UGGAGUAAUACGUUCCACAAUGGCGUCUGUUCCCGUUCUAUACCACGCAGAAGAAGGCUACUUCUCACAACUGGCUCGGUUAGCUCUGGCCGAGAAGGGCAUCGACUACAAGAGUCACCUGAUCAGCCUAGCGACAGACGAGAUGCACGAGGCAUGGUUCCUGAGGACAGUCAACCCUAAGGGAAUGGUACCGGCCAUGGAACAUCAUGGAAAGUACUAUACAGACUCGAGUGACAUUAUGGUGUAUGUGGACACUUUACCAUCUGACGGACCGAAGCUGUUCCCCGACGAUUCCUCAGUGAUGGGGGACAGGGUAGGACACUUCUCCGAUCUCCUAGGAUCUAUCAAUGUUAGGGUCGUUAGUUAUGGCUCUAUUUUUCAUCGACACCUAACAGUUGACAGCCAAGUUUCUCCUCUCAUGACAAAGGAGAAAGUACGAGCGAGGAUUGAGGGCUUUGGAAAAAACCUAGCUAUUGUCCAAGAGCAAAACCCCGAUUUGAAGGCAGGUUUGAGUGGGAGAAGGGGACUGUACGACGAGGCUGACACCAUCUUUGAUGAAAAGAGGGUUAUUGCGGUCUUCGAGGACGUCGACAGAAUCUUUGGCGAAGUCGAAGAAGAACUACAGAAACGAAAAGCAGAAUUCGCAGGUGAUGAUGAGUACUGGCUGUGUGGCAAUACCGUCACGGUCGCAGAUAUUCACCUAUCCUGCUUUCUUCAUCGUUUGACCUUCGUGGGUCAGGCCCAAAGGUUUUACCUGUCGAAGCGCCCUCUAAUGACGGACUACUACAACCGUAUACUCCAGAGGAAUUCCUUCCGGGUAGCAUGUGGCGAUGCGAACAGCCGCUUCUUAAAAACAAAAUGAAGAUUAGCUUUU